This is a messenger RNA of Chelonia mydas (Green sea turtle), 4582 nucleotides long. RefSeq names its product transmembrane O-mannosyltransferase targeting cadherins 3 (gene TMTC3). The transcript has 15 exons. The record is from RefSeq and is a predicted model, not a curated record. Lineage: Eukaryota; Metazoa; Chordata; Testudines; Cheloniidae. Gene Ontology annotation, biological process: protein O-linked glycosylation via mannose. Bases 481 to 3231 code for a protein of 916 amino acids. Gene Ontology annotation, cellular component: endoplasmic reticulum. Gene Ontology annotation, molecular function: mannosyltransferase activity; protein binding.
GCUCUCCAUGGCACAGAAGAUCGCUCUUUGUACAAGGGGAAUCCGCCAAGCCUAAAUCCAAGACUACAUUUCCCAGCAUGCCUUCCGGCCUCGCCGAGACUUCAGGUCCUAGUGCCCUAGGCUACCUCAAGCCAGCCGGCACGCUGGGACCUGUAGUCUGCAGGGACAGCUCCCGGCAUCCUUCGGGCCGGCGGUGGCUCUGCGCUUGCGUAGCGCAGAAGGGAGCGUCCCGGGUAUCCCCAGUAGGGGCUCGAUAGCCGCGGAACGAGUUAUGGGCGUUUGCAGCAGGGAGAGAGCGUUACCCCCGGGCGUCAGAAAAUUCCCAUAAGCAUGCUGUAAGUGUGAUCAGGAGUAACGCCAACACAGUUUGCAUAAUUAGAAAAAAAUAUUAAGUUCACCUCUUCUUGAACUUUCUACUGAGAAUGCAGAUAGACAAAGCGUUCACUUCAACAAUUUAAUCCAUGAAAGCUUGCGGAGAAGAUGGCUGAUGUUAGCCUGAAGGAAAUAGCACUAAUAAUAGGUGUGGUGGCAGCCUGUUACUGGAACAGUCUCUUUUGUGGCUUCGUUUUUGAUGAUGUUUCAGCAAUUCUGGACAAUAAAGACUUGCAUCCUUCUACUCCUUUAAAAAAUCUGUUUCAGAAUGACUUCUGGGGGACUCCUAUGUCUGAGGAGAGGAGUCAUAAGUCAUAUCGACCUCUUACUGUCCUCACAUUUCGUUUAAACUACCUGUUCAGUGAGUUAAAUGCCGUUUCUUAUCACCUCCUAAAUCUGGUUUUUCAUGCGGUGGUUUGCAUAGUCUUCCUCAAGGUCUGUAAGCUUUUUCUGGACAACAGGAGCAGUGUAAUUGCAUCCUUGCUAUUUGCAGUGCACCCAAUACACACUGAAGCGGUAACUGGAGUGGUUGGCAGAGCAGAGCUUUUAUCAUCUAUAUUUUUUCUAGCUGCUUUUUUGUCAUACACCAAAUCUAAAGGGCCAGACAAUACCAUAGUGUGGACUCCAAUUGCAGUGACAGUGUGUCUAGUAGCCGUUGCAACAUUGUGCAAAGAACAAGGAAUAACAGUGGUGGGGAUAUGCUGUGUCUAUGAAGUAUUUAUAGCUCAAGGUUAUACUUUGCCUAUGCUGUUCGAUGCCGCCAUGCAGAUUCUCCGAGGGAAAUGCAGUAUUCCUUAUUCUAUGCUCCAAACACUGUUAAAGCUCAUUGUUCUGAUGUUCAGUACACUGCUCCUUGUUGUAGUCAGAGUCCAGGUCAUUCAGUCUCAGCUUCCAGUGUUUACCAGGUUUGAUAACCCAGCUGCUGUAAGUCCAUCUCCUGCAAGGCAGCUGACUUUCAACUACCUCCUCCCUGUAAAUGCUUGGCUUCUUCUAAAUCCCUCAGAGCUAUGCUGUGAUUGGACAAUGGGAACUAUUCCACUUGUGGAGUCUUUCGUAGAUAUAAGAAAUAUUGCCACCAUUACGUUUUUUUGCUUUUUGGGAUCUUUGAUUGUCUUCAGUCUCCGAUACCCUGGGGAUUCCUCCAAGACUGUAUUGAUGGCACUCUGUUUAAUAGUGUUGCCAUUCAUUCCUGCAUCGAACCUCUUUUUUCCUGUUGGGUUUGUAGUAGCAGAACGAGUGUUGUAUGUCCCUAGCAUGGGAUUCUGCAUUUUAGUAGCACAUGGGUGGAAAAGAUUAUCAAACAAAAGUGUGCUGAGAAAGCUGUCCUUGGUUUGUCUGUCUGUAGUGCUAUUCACUCAUGCCUUAAAAACACUGCACAGAAACUGGGAUUGGGAAUCAGAAUACACCUUAUUUAUGUCAGCUUUAAAGGUAAAUAAGAACAAUGCCAAACUGUGGAAUAAUGUGGGUCAUGCUCUAGAAAAUGAAAAGAACUUUGAAAGAGCUUUGAAAUUCUUCAUACAGGCCACACAAGUGCAACCAGAUGAUAUUGGUGCCCACAUGAAUGUAGGAAGAACUUAUAAAAAUUUAAACAAAACCAAAGAAGCGGAAGAAUCAUACAUGAUUGCUAAAUCACUGAUGCCACAGAUUAUCCCAGGUAAAAAAUACGCAGCACGAGUUGCUCCUAACCAUCUAAAUGUAUAUAUAAAUCUUGCAAACUUGAUUCGGGCAAACGAAUCUCGCCUUGAAGAAGCAGAUCAGUUGUAUCGACAAGCAAUUAGUAUGAGGCCAGAUUUCAAACAGGCUUACAUUAGCAGGGGUGAAUUACUUUUAAAAAUGAAUAAGCCUGUGAAAGCGAAGGAAGCUUAUCUUAGAGCCCUGGAAUUGGACAGAACCAAUGCAGACCUGUGGUACAACUUGGCAAUUGUUUACAUUGAACUAAAAGAUCCAACAGAAGCCCUGAAGAACUUCAACCGGGCGUUAGAACUUAAUCCUAAACAUAAACUGGCAUUGUUCAAUUCUGCGCUACUCAUGCAAGAAUCUGGUGACCCUACACUUAGACCUGAAGCCAAGAAAAGGCUGUUAAGUUAUGUGAAAGAGGAAGCACAAGAUGCAAAUGGCUACUUCAACUUGGGUAUGCUGGCGAUGGAUGACAAAAGAGAUGCUGAAGCAGAGUCUUGGAUGAAGAAAGCCAUAAGGUUACAACCAGGCUUCCGAAGCGCUUUGUUUAAUUUGGCACUGCUUUAUUCUCAGACUGCAAAAGAGCUGAUGGCUUUGCCAGUCCUGGAAGAGUUACUGAGAUAUUAUCCUGAUCAUACCAAAGGUCUGAUUUUAAAGGGAGACAUCUUAAUGAACCAAAAGAAAGAUAUAAGUGGAGCUAAAAAGUGUUUUGAAAAAAUCCUGGAAAUGGAUCCUAACAAUGUACAAGGAAAACAUAAUCUUUGUGUAGUUUAUUUUGAGGAACGAGACUUAAUAAAAGCAGAAAAAUGUCUUGUUGAGACAUUAGCAUUAGCACCGCAUGAGGAAUAUAUUCAACGGCAUUUAAAUAUAGUCAGAAGUAAAAUUUCAUUGCUUGGUGCUGCAGAACAGUCAACAUUUCCAGCAGAUGGGACUGCAGCUGUGGGGGAAAAAAAAAUUCCAUUUGAAAACUUGAAAGAAGUAAAAAAUGAACAGAAAACCACCCAGACAUUGAAUAGUAACAUUAACAAAGGACAGUCAAAUAGCAAGAAACGAACAGGCAAAAAUAACACAGACAAAGAGACUAAAAAAAAUCUACAAAAGAAAUCAAAGACAUUGAAAAAAAAAAGAGUUGCUGCUUUGAAAAGACUAGAAGAGAUCGAACGGAUUUUAAAUGGUGAAUAGCCUUUAUCAUGUCACAAUAGAGCAGGGGGAGGACGCAACUUUUAAUUAUUGCAUAAUGUUUGAUCAAACUGGAAAUUAGACUGGUGCUUUGAAAGUGGAAAGAAUAUUGACAGCAUAUCAUUUAACAAGCAGAAGAGGGCUGCUUUACAACACAGAGUAUAAUCUGUCGAGAAACCUGUAACAUUUAAUCAAGUUUUUUUUUUGAGUUGGGGGUUGAGUAUGAGAAGAAAACAUGGAUCUUCUAAUGGUGAAGAAUGGCACUCUAACACUAAAAUACUGGUGGCCAGAGAGACCCUGUAACAGUAUUCUCAAGGAAGCAUAAAAAAAUCUCAAUGGAGAGUUAAUGGGGUAACCCAGAUACAUUGCAGCUUGAUUCUGUAUGAUUCUAUUUUUAUUAACUUUUUCUAAAUUUCAGUAUGUGUCAGCCAUUGAAAUCUUUCUAGAUCUUCACUAUGCAGUAAACUUUUAUUUGCAUUACUAGUGUUCCAGAGCUUAACAAAGAAUAAACAACACGCACUGUCACCAGUGGUAUUUUUAAGGUAAUUUUUUUCAAACAAUAUACACUGAUGAAACAACACUCUAAAAUAAUAAAUGCAACUGUUUUCUAAAUAUGGGAUGACACAAUAAUGUUUUAAUUGUUCUUCAUUUACUAUAAAAAUAAUUUGUACUAUUUUAUCUAACUGAUAAAUAGAAAUCCUGUGGUGCUCUCAUGACAUUUUACUGUGGUUUUUCCUUUUGAAAAAAAUGCAUAUGCAUCUUUCUCUACUACCAGUCACCAAGUUGUAAAAAAUCAUUGUACAUCAAACCUUUGGGGGGGGGUUGGUUCAUUUGCUCCUAAGUUCACUGGACACUGACAAAUGCAUCUCAGUAACUAGUAUGCUGUGCAGUGGUCCAUGGAGCAUUUGUAUCAAUUGAUUCCAUGGUGUAAUAAAUUAUUCAUUAUGUAUAGUAAACUGGCUUUAUUAUUUGCAUUCAUCGAACAGUAUUUUAGUCUUGUGACUGUCAACAUAAACUAAUUAUAAAAAUGAUUUACCUACUCUUUAUGGCAGUGUUAUAAUAAUUAAGCCACUAAUUUCAGCACUGUUUAACAUAAGGAAAUGUACCUUCUGAUUUACUUCCAAGCACCAAACUCCUCUAUUGUUUGAUAUUUUGUCACCAAGUAAGCAUGAUUUUUUUUAUUAAAUAUUUAUUUUGACUACUGAAUUUCUAAAAAGUUUCCGCUAACAUGUCUGUCACAAUGCACAAAUGUAAUUUCUCACAUGAAACAUUUUGUUUGAUAAUCUCAACAUUGGUUUUUAUCCUUGUGGUUAUGCAUAUGUUUUUGUUUAAAUAUACCGUUGAUUACCUAAAA